AUGGUGUCAUCCACUAACAGCACCUCCUCGGACGACUACGAAGAUGAGAUUACAUCACCCAUUCAAUCCGUGAUUUCGGAGUUUGGUCAGCCACCGUUGGCUGGGACAAUCAUAACCAAUCAGGCGCACUUAGAUGCGAGCCCCGACACGGUGCUCGCAAUGGUGCUAGAUGUUAUUGUCAAGUCACGUCCUAUCUCGCAUAAUCUGGCUGAAAAGACUAUCAACCAUCUACUCGAGGAGGGCUAUCACCAUAUCGACAUACUUGCCACAACCACAUGGGAGGAACGCACAAAGGUACUAAGAGAAGGGGGGUAUAAUCGGUAUCGAGAACAAUGUGCCACUUAUCUGGGUUCGCUUUCAGAUAUUGUGGCAAAUAAAUAUGAUGGGGACCUAAACAAUCUGCUGCACGCUGCACAUGGGGAUCGAGAAAAGGUUCGCACCCUGAUGAAGGAGUUCAAAGGGGUAGGAGACUUGGGAGUGGAACUAUUCCUCAAUAAUGUGCAGAGCAUCUGGCCAUCAAUUGCGCCUUUCCUCGAUUCACGUAGCCUACAGACGGCUGAAGAGAUUGGCAUCGGCGGAGACUUGAAUGCUAUCUAUGGGACCUUAGGCGAGAAGCCCGAGGAGAUGAGCGUGCUUGCCAAUGGUCUAUCGACCGUGCGCCUUGAGAAGAAGAAAAUCUAG
Penicillium longicatenatum is the source of this 681-nucleotide messenger RNA. RefSeq lists its product as uncharacterized. Gene Ontology annotation, molecular function: catalytic activity. The transcript is spliced from 2 exons. The coding region runs from base 1 to 681 and encodes 226 amino acids. Gene Ontology annotation, biological process: DNA repair. The record is from RefSeq and is a predicted model, not a curated record. Lineage: Eukaryota; Fungi; Ascomycota; Eurotiomycetes; Eurotiales; Aspergillaceae.